Molecule: messenger RNA, 2594 nt
Organism: Gossypium raimondii (Peruvian cotton)
Lineage: Eukaryota; Viridiplantae; Streptophyta; Magnoliopsida; Malvales; Malvaceae
Product: probable inactive receptor kinase At1g48480
Exons: 2
Coding region: 292-2259 (655 amino acids)
Biological process (GO): protein phosphorylation
Molecular function (GO): protein kinase activity; protein binding; ATP binding
Source: RefSeq, a predicted model, not a curated record
GGGGUUGACGAACCAGCUGCAGCCAUCCUUACUGUAAAACAGCUAGGGUUUGCCUCACUCUAUUCUUUCUCUCUCUUUCUUGUUCCUUUUUGGCACUCAUCACUACCCACCCACUCUUUACCUAUCAACACAGAAAAAAUGCUCUCUCAUUAACACUUUUUCUUUUCUUCUUGCAAUGCCUCCAAUCUAGGCCGAAAAGGGAGAAAAGAAAGCUGUUUCAGAUCAGUCUCCCACCCACAUUAUCCUAUUAUAUUCCUAUCCUUGUUCUCCUUGUCUUCGCCAUCACCCAAAAUGUUCACCCAGUUUUUUUUCAUUGCCAUUCUUUCUUCACUCCUACUGCAGGUGGCCAAACCAGAUCUUGUCACCGACAGAGCUGCUCUUUUGAGCCUUCGUUCCUCAGUCGGAGGCAGAACCCUCUUAUGGAACGUCUCGAACCAGAGUCCAUGCUCGUGGGCUGGGGUUACGUGCGAGCGGAACCGCGUCACAGUGCUUAGACUACCUGGUGUUGCUCUCUCUGGCCAAAUUCCGACUGGCAUUUUCGGGAACUUGACUCAGCUGCGCACCCUCAGUCUACGUCUCAACUCGUUAACUGGACCACUCCCUUCGGAUCUUGCUCUCUGUCAAAACCUCCGAAACCUUUACUUGCAGGGAAACCAUUUUUCGGGUGAGAUACCGGAGUUCCUUUUUGGUCUUCAUGAUUUAGUGAGGCUAAGUCUUUCUGGGAACAACUUUUCUGGGGAAGUCUCUGUUGGGUUCAACAAUUUGACGAGGUUAAGAACUUUGCUUCUUGACAGCAACAGUCUUUCUGGGUCGGUACCUGAGUUGGGUUCUUUGCAAAACCUCGACCAAUUUAAUGUGUCAAAUAAUUUGUUGAACGGCUCAAUCCCCAAGGGGUUACAGAAAUAUGGGUUCGAUGCUUUUCUGGGGAAUUUGCUUUGUGGGAAACCGCUUGACAAGGCUUGCCCUGCCACUGCUACUGCUGCUCCUGGGAAUACAAGUGAGCCCGCCAAUCCAACGAAUGAGAAUAAACCGGAGAAAAAGAAGAAGAGCAAGUUGUCUGGGGGUGCAAUUGCAGGUAUUGUUAUUGGAUCUGUGCUGGGAUUUCUUCUGAUUGUUGUGAUUUUAAUGAUUUUAUGUAGAAAGAAGAGUAGCAAGAAAUCGAGGUCAAUUGACAUCACUUCGCUUAAGAAUCAAGAAAUGGAGAUUCCUGGGGAGAAAUCAGGUGGGGAAAUGGAGAAUGGUGGAUAUGCGAAUGGGAAUGGGAAUGGGUAUUCAGUGGCGGCGGCGGCAGUAGCAGCAAUGGUGGGUGGUGGAGCCAAAGCGGCCGAAAACAGUGGGACCGGAGCUAAGAAGUUGGUCUUCUUUGGGAAUGCAACGCGAGUGUUUGACUUGGAGGAUUUGUUGAGAGCUUCUGCAGAGGUUUUAGGUAAAGGCACGUUUGGAACAGCAUAUAAAGCAGUGUUGGAAGGUGGAAACGCAGUGGCUGUUAAGAGACUCAAGGAUGUCACUAUAUCUGAGAGGGAAUUUAAGGAUAAGAUCGAAGGGGUUGGAGCUAUGGAUCAUCAGCAUUUGGUCCCUCUCAGAGCUUACUAUUUUAGUAGGGAUGAGAAGCUUCUUGUUUAUGAUUACAUGCCCAUGGGAAGCUUAUCUGCGCUUUUGCAUGGGAAUAAAGGGGCAGGAAGGACUCCACUGAACUGGGACAUUAGGUCUGGAAUUGCUCUUGGAGCUGCCUGUGGAAUUGAAUACCUCCACUCUCAAGGCCCUAAUGUCUCUCAUGGAAACAUAAAAUCUUCAAAUAUCCUCCUCACUAAAUCCUAUGAAGCUCGAGUUUCGGAUUUUGGACUGGCAAACAUUGUAGGUUCAUCGUCCAGUCCCAAUAGAGUGCUGGGGUACCGGGCACCAGAGGUGACUGACCCCCGCAAAGUAUCACAAAAGGCUGAUGUUUAUAGCUUUGGUGUGUUGCUUUUGGAGUUAUUGACUGGGAAAGCCCCCACCCAUUCAAUCUUGAACGAGGAAGGAAUUGACCUCCCGAGGUGGGUGCAGUCUGUUGUUCGUGAAGAAUGGACUUCCGAGGUGUUUGAUCUUGAGCUCCUCAGGUAUCAGAAUGUGGAGGAAGAGAUGGUCCAACUCUUGCAACUUGCUGUUGAUUGUGCUGCACAAUACCCCGACAAGCGCCCCACCAUGUCUCAAGUGAGGAGCCGAAUUGAGGAGCUACGUCAAUCUAGUUUGCGAGACGAUCUGAUCCCGCAGCCUGCCUGAUAAGAUCAAUGAAGAUGGCCCUGGAUGAGUUAGCUGAUUAGCUCAAGCAGGCCACCACCAUACACCAUUAUGCAAGUGGGUUAAAUGGAUUAUCAAUGCAUUUUUCUGUUCUUUUUUUUUUCUUUGAAUGUCCAUAAUUAGCAUGUUAAGUUUGGUGGCCUUAGGCCUUGUUGUAUGCUUGACUCUCUCCCGGUCUCAUAUUCCUUAUUAGGCGCCCAUUGUCAUUGUCAUUUUCUUUUUUUCUUCUAUCCCUCUAAUUCUCCAUUGGUCGUUGGAUUGUAUUUUUUUUUUUUUUCAUUUAUACUUUGAGGUGGAAAUCUGUUCUAUUUGGUUCA